Messenger RNA from Thecamonas trahens ATCC 50062, 961 nucleotides. RefSeq lists its product as uncharacterized. The transcript has a single exon. Lineage: Eukaryota; Apusomonadida; Apusomonadidae. Bases 149 to 961 code for a protein of 270 amino acids. Gene Ontology annotation, molecular function: nucleic acid binding. The record is from RefSeq and is a predicted model, not a curated record.
CGGGCCGCCGGCGUCAGCACCACCCCCGCCGCCCCCAGAGGAGGUGCAGGCAGCAGCAGCUGGUGCAGGCGAAGCUGCACUGCAGACGGCGGCGGCGGCGACGGCGGCGGCAAGUGGAAAAGCGGGAGGGAGCGCGGGAGCGGCGACAAUGGGCUCGACCGGCGCGUCAGGAACAGGGUCUGUGCCGGCGACGGGCAAGAAGAAGAAGGCGCCGCUGCUGAUGUCGCUGCUCUCGGGUGCGAAAAAGUACAAGCGGCCGGUAUCGACGGUAUCUCCGGCAGAGAGGGAGCGACUGGCGAGGGAGAAGGCGGCUGAGGAGCGGGAGCGGCAGCGGCUGAUGGCUUUUCGAGCUACCGCCGAUGCCAACGUGGACAAGAUCAAGGCGAGCUUUGCGGCGAAUCCGGCGAUGAACGAGGCGCUGGUGCCUCUUGCGUUGGACCGUCCGCUGCGAGCUGUCCUACACGAGGUGUGUGACACCAAGGGCCUCGGCGCGGUCUCGUAUGGCGACGAUCCGGCUGUCCGACACAUGGUCAUCUACCGCAAGGAGCUGACGCCGAAUGAGGACCACGUCGACCUCCUCCGUAACCUCCAUCCGUCUGAGUUCAACAUCCACAACACGCUCGGCUCGCUCCACCGCGAGCUUGCCUGCCGCGAGGCCCGCCGUAAGGAGCUGGAGGCUAACGCGUCGCGGGCGUCGGCCGAGGAGGCGGCCCGAGCCGCCGCCGCCGCCGCGCAGACCCAGGAGCUGGAGCUGUCCAAGCUUGUACCGCGCGAGCGUGACCGCCGCACCAUCGAAGAGAUCGAGCUUGACCUGAAAAAAGCCAAGCGGGCGCGCGAGGCUGCUGCCGACACGGACGAGCCGUCGGCCAAGCGGGCCAAGCCGCUGACGUCCGCGAGUUCAGGCGGAACGCCGCCGAGCUCCCAUGCCAUUGCGAAUCAGGAGCCGGUGUCGCCUAUGUAG